AUGAAUUGGCUUGUGUUUUGUAUCAACAUUGGAAUCUCUCUAUCAUACGUGGCUGUGCUUUAUAUUACAUCGAAAGGCAUUGAGAACUACCCAGCCCGCCGCGAUGACCCUAGAGUAAUUAAGAGAAGAUUAAAGAAUGUACUUAUGGUAUCGAUCCUCAAUACUGCCAUAGUACCUCUUCUUCAUUCAAUUAUUGUACCUCAAUUGAGUUAUAAGGAAGCAUUUUUGAAUAUCGGUAUUAUUCCAGGCUAUCAUCAGCAUGGUUCCAGCCAGAUUAAGCUAUAUAUUGGAACAAUACUGAAGAAUCUAUGCCUUGUGAUGCUAUUAUAUAUUGGCCCCUUGACCGACAUGGUUUUAUACUACAUUUCAAACAAGGAAUCCUCCAUUUUAAGUGCAUUUAGGGAGGAAUUUAUGAACAUAUGGGGACUGAGAAAUUACAUAUUUGCACCAAUAACUGAGGAACUGUUUUACACAUCGCUAUUAUUAAACACCUAUCUAACUUUGGAGCCCCGCAAACCAAAAUUAACCACAUUACUCUGGCAACCGUCCCUAUUCUUCAGCAUCGCACAUAUCCAUCACGCUUACGAGGCCACAUUAGUUGGAAACUUCAGUACCACAUCAAUUAUAAUAAAUACCUUGUUCCAGAUGGCAUACACUGGUAUAUUUGGUGCAUUUACAAACUUCGUUUUCUUGAGAACAGGCGGUAAUCUAUGGAGUUGUAUAUUAUUGCACUCGUUCUGCAAUGUGAUGGGCUUCCCCAGCGGAUCAGAACUGUAUGAGUACUUUACCGUCAUUAAAACCCCCAAAUCACUAAAACUACAACAUCUACUAAGCAUAUGGAAUAAAGUAUAUUAUAUAUUGUUAUUCAUGGGAAUACUAUUCUUCAAGGACGGACUAUGGAGACUCACCAGCUGUCCAGAACAUAAUCUAAUUCAUUAG
Molecule: messenger RNA, 939 nt
Organism: Nakaseomyces glabratus
Lineage: Eukaryota; Fungi; Ascomycota; Saccharomycetes; Saccharomycetales; Saccharomycetaceae
Gene: RCE1
Product: CAAX prenyl protease
Biological process (GO): CAAX-box protein processing
Cellular component (GO): endoplasmic reticulum membrane
Molecular function (GO): metalloendopeptidase activity
Source: RefSeq, a predicted model, not a curated record